AUGGAUCCAGCUGUUCAGAAUCCCAAUCCGGCUGAGAGUACAGCCAAAGCCGACCCUCUUGCAGCUCAGGAGACUGUCACAGAGCAGUCCGGCUCCAACGAAGGGAAGAUGGACGGCAGCUCAGCUGGCAGAGGUGGCCGCAAUAAACACAAAGAUAUGGGAAGGAAAGCGUAUAGGCGAGCGGCGAAUGACCAGCAGGAGUCGAAGCGUAGGAAGAUAGAAGAAGGCGAAAGCCCGAUGCCGAUUUACGCUACUCAAUUCUCCCAGGAGGAUAUCGACGCCGAUGUACGCCGGCCGAAGAAGAAGGUCAUCGUCAUGCUGGGUUAUUCUGGCACCGGAUACCAUGGAAUGCAGCUAUGCGCCACCGAAGAAACCAUUGAAGGCGACCUCUUUGCCGCCUUUGUUGCUGCAGGCGCAAUCUCAAAGGCCAAUGCCAUGGACCCGAAGAAGUCUUCCCUCGUCCGUUGCGCACGAACAGAUAAAGGUGUCCACGCCGCGGGAAAUGUGGUUUCUCUCAAACUCAUCGUCGAAGACCCAGACAUUGUACAGAAGAUCAAUGACAAGCUAAACCCGCAGAUAAGGGUGUGGGGUAUCUUCCCUUCCACCAAAGGUUUCAGCGCCUACCAGUUCUGCGACUCGCGAAUGUACGAAUAUCUGAUACCUACGCAUUGCUUCAUACCACCCCACCCGAGUACAUUCAUGGCUCAAAAGAUGGUGGAGAUGGCUGAGAAAUAUGACGACAUGGAAGGAUUCAAGCAGAGGCAGGCCGAGGUUGAGAACUACUGGGAAGAGACGGAUAGGAAGCAUAUUCAGCCCAUCAUCGAUUCCCUGCCCGAGAAGAUCAGGCCGUAUGUUCAGGCCGCCAUCGGUGCUGUGGGUGGUGAGCCCGCGCCAGUUGCUGGGGACGAUAAGGCGGCUUCCAGCAAGACCGAAGGCGAAGGUGAAAAAGAAAAGACCGGAAAUGCAGAAGACGUUGUGCCAGAAAAGUCGGAGCUUACGCCUGACGAACAAGCUCAGGUUAACAUAGCAGUUAAGGAUAUUCGUGCAGCCUACUUCAAAGUCAAGAACGAGUACCGAAUACCUCCAGAACGCAUUAAUCGCAUCAACGAAGCAUUAAACCUAUAUGUCGGCACAAAGAAUUUCCACAAUUACACUAUCCAAAAGACCUUCCGCGACCCUUCUGCCAAACGGCUAAUAAAGUCUUUCAAAAUCUCCAGGGACCCGGUCGUCAUCAACGGCACCGAAUGGCUGAGCUUGAAAGUCCACGGGCAGAGCUUCAUGAUGCAUCAGAUCAGAAAGAUGGUCGCCAUGGUUGCCUUGCUCGUUCGAUGCGGUGCUGAUAUUCAUAGGAUAGAAGAAAGCUAUAAGCGUCCUAGAAUACCUAUCCCCAAAGCACCGGGUCUCGGCCUCCUUCUUGAACGGCCUAUCUUCGACGGGUAUAACAAGAAAGCUGCAGAUUUGGGCAGGGAACCCAUUGAUUUCUCAAAAUACGAGAAAGAAAUGGAUGACUUCAAGCUCAAAGAGAUCUAUCAACGUAUCUUUACGGAAGAGGGAGAAAAGCAUGCCUUUGGAAACUUCUUCAACCACAUCGACAGCUAUAGAGAAAAUACUUUUCUGUAUGUUACUUCUGGGGGCCUCGCUGCCACCGCUGCCUCCACGACAGAGCCCACAGCCGCCCAAGAGGAGGAGGCAAGGAAGGCGGAAAGCAAGCUUUUGGCCGAGGUGGAAUCUGAGUCGGAGUCGGAGCUUGUGAACAAUGGCGAGGAUGGGGGUUAG
Messenger RNA from Arthroderma uncinatum, 1776 nucleotides. RefSeq names its product tRNA pseudouridine synthase 1. Gene Ontology annotation, biological process: mRNA pseudouridine synthesis; tRNA pseudouridine synthesis. The record is from RefSeq and is a predicted model, not a curated record. Gene Ontology annotation, cellular component: nucleus. The coding region runs from base 1 to 1776 and encodes 591 amino acids. The transcript is spliced from 4 exons. Gene Ontology annotation, molecular function: RNA binding; pseudouridine synthase activity. NCBI's taxonomy places the organism in Eukaryota, Fungi, Ascomycota, Eurotiomycetes, Onygenales, Arthrodermataceae.